Molecule: messenger RNA, 2040 nt
Organism: Peniophora sp. CBMAI 1063
Lineage: Eukaryota; Fungi; Basidiomycota; Agaricomycetes; Russulales; Peniophoraceae
Source: the annotation of a GenBank genome assembly
AUGUCGACCGAACCUCUGUCCAAUAACGACGGCAACAAGAACCUACCCUCUUCUUGGUACCGCUCAGAUGCGAUCUACCAGUUGGAGAGACGCGCGAUCUUUGGCAAGAAAUGGCUCUUCAUCUGCCACACCAACCGCUUCACUAAGGCUGGCGAGUACAUCCGCUUCAAGAUGGCCGGCUACAACUUCUUCCUCAUCAAAGAUCGUGACGGCAACAUCAACGCGUUUCACAACGUCUGCAGGCAUCGCGCGUUCCCCGUCGUAGGCAGCAAACAGGAGGUCGAGAAGGAUCCCAUGGUCGAGGCGGGUCAGGUGUCCAUCCUCGCGUGCAAGUUCCACGGAUGGAGCUAUACCAUGAAGGGCGCGCUCGCCAAGGCGCCGCUCUUCCAAGAUCAGCCGCACUUCGACGCGUCCAAGAACGGUCUUCUACCCAUACGCACGCAUAUCGACAGGUUGGGCUAUGUUUACGUGAACAUGGACACGUCGGAUAACUAUCUUAAGUGGGAAGAGCAGUUCGGUGACCUCGACAACCAGCCGCGCGUCGAGAACUUCCCGAUUGACAAGUAUAAGUACGCGUUUAGCUGGUCCUUUGAAAACUGCGACUACAACUGGAAGACGCUCGUUGAUAACUAUAACGAAUGCUACCACUGUCGCGUGGCGCAUCCUGGCAUUGCUAGCACGGUUGACUUAAAGACGUACUACGUGAAGGGCUCGUUCAGCUACGUCGCGCACUUCUCCCCGCCCAAACCCGAGAACGCGGCGAAGGAAGAGAACGGGUCGAUCGUCGCGUCAUUCAUCUUCCCAUUCGCCUCGAUCACCUUGAUGCCUUCCUACGCUUACACCAUGCGCGUCGUGCCUAUCGACGCUCAUCGGACGGAGAUGCAGUACGACGUCUACAGGCCUACAGACGCUACAGACGAGGCGUUCGACGAGACGCACAAGUUCUUCGUGCAGGUAGAGGAGGAGGACAAGUUCCUCUGCACAAACGCCCAGAAGAACAUGGAAGCCGGCGUAUACACCACGGGUCCAUUACACACCCGGCAAGAACACGGCGUGAUCUACUUCCAGAAGCUCGUGCGCGACGCGCUUAUGGAACAUCGCGCGCUUGAGGAGAAGGAGGGCAGGGAGAUCAAUCCUGUGUUGCCGGACGGCGGGGCGCGGUCGACGGAGGAUAUCUUUUGGUAUCAACACCUUCAUCCGAACUCUGCGUUUCUUCCCGAACGUCCACCAUCCUUGCUAACAGUCCCUUCACCCGCUCCCAUCUACACCAACAUGCCUGAGACUCGCGAAGACUCUGUCUACCUCGCCAAGCUCGCUGAGCAGGCUGAGCGCUACGAGGAGAUGGUCGAGAACAUGAAGCGCGUCGCUUCGUCCGACCAGGAGCUCACUGUCGAGGAGCGCAACCUGCUCUCCGUUGCUUACAAGAACGUCAUCGGCGCUCGUCGUGCCUCAUGGCGUAUCGUGUCCUCCAUCGAGCAGAAGGAGGAGUCGAAGGGUAACGAGGCCCAGGUCGCUAUGAUCAAGGGUUACAGGGAGAAGAUCGAGAGCGAGCUCGCGAAGAUCUGCGAGGACAUCCUCGACGUCCUUGAGAAGCACCUUAUUCCCUCCGCUGCGACUGGCGAGUCGAAGGUCUUCUACCACAAGAUGAUGGGCGACUACCACCGCUACCUCGCCGAGUUCGCCACCGGCGACAAGCGCAAGGACUCCGCCGACAAGUCGCUCGAGGCUUACAAGGCCGCGUCCGACGUCGCCGUCACCGAGCUCCCGCCCACACACCCCAUCCGCCUCGGCCUCGCGCUCAACUUCUCGGUCUUCUACUACGAGAUCCUCAACUCGCCCGACCGUGCCUGCCACCUCGCAAAGCAGGCGUUCGACGACGCGAUCGCGGAGCUCGACACCUUGUCCGAGGAGUCCUACAAGGACUCCACGCUCAUCAUGCAGCUCCUCCGCGACAACUUGACGCUCUGGACCUCGGACAUGCAGGACUCGGACAAGCCGGCGGACGCGAAGGACGAGGAGGCACCCGCAGAUGAGGCAUAA